GUCAUAUGACUUGCACAUACCUGAGUGAUAUUUGUGAGAGAGGCAGUCGGACACACCAAGCUCUCCAACAUGAGGUGGUUGUCAGCAUUGCUGACACUCAGUGUGGUUGCUGUGUACUGUAGUCAAGCUAAAGAGUACGUAUUUUCUGAUUCAUCAGGUCUCGGUCGGAGGUUUGACGGGAUCGGCGGGCUGAGCGGUGGAGGGGCUACGUCAAAGCUGCUGGCCAACUACCCGGAUGAACAGCGGAACCAGAUUCUCGACUUCCUCUUUAAGCCCAACUUCGGAGCCAGUCUGCAGAUUCUGAAGGUCGAGAUUGGCGGAGAUGCACAAAGCACUGAUGGAUCCGAGGCGUCCCACAUGCACAACAGCUGGGAGGAGAACUACCACAGAGGAUAUGAAUGGUGGCUUAUGGGGGAAGCAAAGAAGCGGAACCCGGACAUCAAGCUGUAUGGUCUGCCGUGGGGAUUCCCCGGCUGGAUAGCAACCACCCCGCAGGACCCGUAUGUAAUACCACAACAGACGGCAACGUACAUCCUGAAGUGGAUCCAAGGUGCCAAGACGUACCACAACCUUACCAUAGACUUUAUUGGCAUCUGGAACGAAAAAGCGUACAAUGUCACAUACAUCAAAACGCUGAGGAAGACAUUGGACAGCAACAACCUGAGCAACGUCAGAAUAGUAGCAGCCGACGACAACGGUUGGGCCUUCGUCAAGGACAUGUUAAAGGACAAGGAUCUGGCUGAUUCGAUAGAUUACAUAGGGUCUCACUACCCAGGUACUGUGUCUCCUUUGGAUGCUCGUAUGACCAACAAACAGUUGUGGUCAUCUGAAGACUAUAGCACCUUUAACAACGACACUGGCGCCGGCUGCUGGGCUAGGAUUCUCAACCUGAACUACGUCAAUGGAUUGAUGACAAGCACAAUCUCCUGGAACCUGAUCGCCAGCUACUACGAAGGCUUGAAGUGGUACCGUGCUGGUCUGAUGACUGCGACGGAGCCAUGGAGCGGCAACUACGUCGUGGAGAGCCCUAUCUGGAUGACUGCUCACACCACACAGUUCACGGAGGUAGGCUGGUACUACCUUAGCCAUGACCAAGGUGUCGGCCGUUUGCAAUCUGGCGGAAGCUACGUCGGUUUCAUCAGUCUGGACAAGAAGCACCACACUAUCGUCAUUGAGACUAUGAGUCACGACCACUCUGUAUGUGUUCGGCCUCCACUGAAACCAUACAACGUAACUCCAUCUGAAAUCAUCCUCAAGCUUGAAGGAAGCUUCGCGAGCAUUACAGAGUUGCAGGUGUGGUACACCAAGCUUGAGUUUGCACCCGGAGUCGAUGAUGUCAUCUUUCAGAAACGUCAACCCCUGAAGGUGACCAGUGGUAAAGUGACUUUGUCUGUCGGUGUGGAUGAAGUUUGGACGUUGACGACCGUGACGACUGGAAACAAGGGCAGCUACCCUCCUCCACCACAGUCCAAGGGGUUCCCUCUACCGUAUCUGGAUGAGUUCGAUGAAGGAUACGAAGUUUCCAUGGAGCCUUUUAAUCUUGCCCAGCAAACCGGCUCCUUUGAGAUCAUGGCGGAGGACAACAACAAGUUCGUCCGUCAGAUGGUUCUACAGCCUCCCUUGAUGUGGUGUCACAACCUUGCUGAAAAGAUGCUGAACAGGAGCUUCGCUGUUAUUGGUGAUUAUAGUUGGACGAAUGUAUCCGUCAAGGCCAGCGUCCGCCUCAGUCCAGUUAACGGUACCAAGGGCGUGUUUCUGGCAGCACGGGUGAACCAGGGAGGCUGCGAUUCAUAUGAUACUACCGGCAUCUUCUUCUACAUCUUCCCCGAUGACAAGUUCUACAUCCUCUCACAGGACAUUUUGAGGACCCAGGUCGUCUCAUCAGGACGAAUCAAAUCUAACCCGGGCUACUGGAACACGUUCGAGCUGCUAGUCUCUGGUGAGGGAAUGAUCGGUUUUGUGAACGAGGAGAUGGUGAUGGAGGCACGUGCACCGUCUCUAGCAACCAGUGGGUUCGUAGCCCUAGGUACAGACACUUGGGGACUGGCAGACUUCGACAACCUCCUUAUAAAGUUCGCACCGCUACCUUAAGUCUUAACGCUAUUUUUCUCUGAUGUAAUUGCAAAUCAUAUAUUAUGAAUAAACACGUUGCGUUGUUCCGUCGAAA
This is a messenger RNA of Haliotis rubra (blacklip abalone), 2167 nucleotides long. RefSeq names its product galactocerebrosidase-like. The transcript is spliced from 17 exons. Gene Ontology annotation, cellular component: lysosome. The coding region runs from base 70 to 2091 and encodes 673 amino acids. The record is from RefSeq and is a predicted model, not a curated record. NCBI's taxonomy places the organism in Eukaryota, Metazoa, Mollusca, Gastropoda, Lepetellida, Haliotidae. Gene Ontology annotation, biological process: galactosylceramide catabolic process. Gene Ontology annotation, molecular function: galactosylceramidase activity.